Molecule: messenger RNA, 6618 nt
Organism: Lucilia sericata (common green bottle fly)
Lineage: Eukaryota; Metazoa; Arthropoda; Insecta; Diptera; Calliphoridae
Gene: tok
Product: dorsal-ventral patterning protein tolloid
Exons: 13
Coding region: 1028-5977 (1649 amino acids)
Biological process (GO): proteolysis
Molecular function (GO): serine-type endopeptidase activity; zinc ion binding; metalloendopeptidase activity
Source: RefSeq, a predicted model, not a curated record
ACAGUAAAUUCAGUUGAGUUCGAGCUGCCAAACGUAACGGUUGUUUUUUGAAAUAGAAGAGAAACACUAUAUUCUAAUAAGUGAAAUGUGAGAAAAAUAAAAACAAAAAUAAAUGUAAAAAAAAUAGCAACAAAUAAAAAUAUAUUGGAAUAAUACGAAAUAGUAUUUAGCAGACAAUAAAAAAAACAAUACGAAAAGAUAAUACCAAUCAAAAGAAUAUAUAAAAACAGUUAUAAAGAAUAGUAAAUGCUUAAACUCUAGCAACAAUUUAUUUGUUUAUGUUGACAUUUAUAAGAGAAAAAACUACAAUAACAGAAGCGCGCGAAACUGUUUUUCAAAAAAAAAAAAAAUUGCAAUAAAAAACAAAAGAUUUAUUAACGGGAAAAACGACUUAUCGAAAGGAGAAAACAAAAAAAUUUAACGGUAAAACAGUAAAUCAAUUUAUAUUAGUUUCAACCAGUGCAUUCGAGUGUGCUUGUGAGUGUUUUUGAUUUGUUGUUUGAUUAAACUAACGUAACGUUGAAUAAAACGGAAAACGGAAGUGUUUUGUACUUUUUUUUUUGCAAUAAAUGUUAUAACUGUGUGUGCGUGUGUUAAAGUGUUAGUGUAAUAUUUUAUAGACUUAAAAAAGUAGCUUUUCAAAUUACAUACUUAACAAAAUAACGCAUUUUAAUUCAACAUUUCGUGGCUUCUUUAAAUUAAAAAAACUGAUUUUUGUGCUGUAAUGGUUGGCUACUAAAUGAUAAAUUACUAACUGGAAAAAACCAUAUAUUGAAGUUUUAAUAUUUGUUUGCAAUUUUUAAUUAAAACACACAUGAGCAGCUUAAAGUUAAAUAUACAGUUUUAUUAACUUAUUAAAGAAAAUUAAAACAGUCAAAUAUAUUUAUAAAUUGUUUAAUACAAUACAAUGAAAACUAAGUAAACGAAUUUCUUUAUAUAAAAAUAAUUAAAAAUAAUAUAUUGAUAUUGUUGAGCAAACAAGAACAACAACAACUAUAAUUAAAAGUGUUUUUUUCAAAACAACAUUAUGGAGAAAUUAAAAUUUCAAAAAUACAGUUUAAGAAGAAAACAACGACGACGCCACACCAACCUACGAAAUUAUGCAGCAUUUAUAAUUACAACAAUAUUUGUUGUAGUUACAGCAUCAUGUGUGAAAAGUGCCCACUUAAAUGUCAACACUAACACAGCGACAGUUACAGCAGCAGCAAUAGAACCAGCAUUUGUACCCUUAACAGCAGGAGCAUCAUCAUCAUCGUCAUCGUCCUCAUUGCCAUCAGAUACGUCCUUAACAUCUGUACAAAAAUUACAGCAUUUAUCGCAAGAUGAAGAAGAGGAGGCCGAGGCUGCCGAAGAAGCAGUUGAAAUAGAAUUACAAGAAACAUCACUAUACAAUUUACCAGUGGUGAGGGAAUUGAAGGUUGCCACAGCAUCCUCCAGCACCACCACAACUAUGAAUGCCUUAAAUACUGCCAUAGACACAGACGCAAAUAACCGUACAAACAGCCACAAUACAAAUGCUCAAGAUAUUAACAGCAUAACUGCAGACAGCAGAAGAAAUAUUCCUACGCAUUCUGAAAAUAAUUUUUCAUUACAAGAAAAUAUUUUACAACAACAACAGCAGCAGCAACAACAAGUGCAACAUACUAGACAUCCACAACAUCAACACCAGCACUUUGAUCAUCAUCAUCAGCAACAACAGCAACAUCAUCAUCAACACCAAAGCCAUUAUGGCAACCAACAUCAACAUUUAUCACCAACAUCUCAACACCAUCAACAUCAUCAACAUUCACACAACAACGAAAACAACAAUAUGCUAAACAAUUAUGAUUUCAUUAAAGUUAAUGAUGAUGCUGGUGGUGAUCAUCAACAACUCAAGCAAAAUUCCCCAUUUCCCGCCAUUAUAAGUGCGGAUGAAUAUUAUUCCCAAAUACCCUGGCACAAACAUCACAGCAAAUAUUCCAUAGAGGAUUUGUUGAGUACGAAGUUCGAAAAGAAAAUAUCAAAUGAUAUCGAUAUGGAUCCAUGUAAAGCGGGUGGUUUUAUGGGUGAUAUAGCUUUACCCGAUGUGGAAUAUGAUGCUGAGGGUUAUCCUAUAGUGGCUAGUACUCAAGCUUGGGAAGAGCUACCACAAGGUGAUGCUCCUAUGAAAGAGCCAGUUAUGAAAUACAAUGAAACGUUUCAAAAGGAAAUGGAGAUUUUAAAACAGGAGGUGUAUCAUGAGGGCCUGCAAGUGGAAGAAGAAGGUCUCACGGAUAUCAUAAGAAGAAAAACUAAAUUGCCUAGCAAUAAGCCGGAUUUGGAUAAUGAUCUAAUGCAGUCUGCCAAUGAAUUAAUUAAACCCUCCAGCAAUUAUCCCUCCAUUAAUUUAAAAAACGAAGUCAUUUCCUCAGAAGAACAAACUUUAUCCUCACGCAAAUAUCCCAUUGUAAUGGAAACGAAAAAACAUUUACCAAUAGAACAAAAUACUCCCGAUAAGGGAGCUUUAGACAAAACAUUUAAUACCUCUGGAGAAAAAUUCGACUUUAACCUAUUGGCUAAGGAAAAGUCUCAAAGCGAAGAGGAAAAAUAUAAUAAAUCAUCGAUUGGCUUGGGUAAUCGUAAUGUCGAUCAACGUAAAAUACAAUCGAAUACCAAAGAUAUUGAACUGGAUACGGGUAAUAAUUUUGUAUCGGAACGUAAAGUUGUUAUAUUGCCCACCUCGCUGCCGUCACAGAGAUCAACUUUGCCUAAUGUCUAUAGUAAUGCUGGUGGUAAUGGCAUGAAAUUGGAUGAAAUUCAAGAGAUUAAGGGCAGCAGCACGAUUGUUAAGCGUAGACAUCGUAGGGGGAGGAAACAUAGGCGCAGUUAUGGUCACCAUCAUCGCGCAGAGUACAAUUCAAAAUUAGAGAAAUUAAAAGAAGAACUCAACCGGCCAGUGGGCAGAUCAAGACAAAAUAAAAAGCAGCAGCAACAAAAUCAUCAUCAUAUCGAGACACCUGCAUUUUAUAAUGAGAAAUUUAGCAAUAUGUCGCAUAUGGAAAAUGAAACCUCCAACAAUGAAAUGAGAUAUUCCAAAGUUUCAGACAACUUUAACGAUGAAGACUAUGAUAAACCCCUAGAUAUAGUACCAGCUUAUGAAGCCGAACCGGAAGAGGAUGAAUUUAGUUUUGUACGUGAACAUCGUCGCUUGCCCAGAGCUGUAACGGCUAAAAAGGAAAGGGUAUGGGAUUUUGGUGUGAUACCCUAUGAAAUUGAUGGUAAUUUUAGUGGUCUGCAUAAGGCUUUAUUUAAACAAGCCAUGAGACAUUGGGAAAAUUCGACUUGUAUUAAGUUUGUGGAACGAGAACCAGAAAAUCAUCCCAAUUAUAUUGUUUUCACUAUACGUGGCUGUGGUUGCUGUUCGUUUGUUGGCAAGCGUGGCAAUGGUCCACAGGCCAUUUCGAUUGGUCGCAAUUGUGAUAAAUUUGGCAUUGUUGUUCAUGAAUUGGGUCAUGUUGUUGGCUUUUGGCACGAACAUACGCGUCCGGAUCGUGGCAACCAUGUUAUCAUUGAACACAACAAUAUUAUGAAGGGACAAGAUUAUAACUUUAAUAAAUUAACACCAGACGAGGUGGAUUCAUUGGGUAUGGCCUAUGAUUAUGAUUCGAUUAUGCACUAUGCACGCAAUACUUUCUCUAAGGGCACAUAUCUAGACACCAUUUUACCCAUAGAGGUGAAGGGUAAGAAGAGACCGGAAAUUGGGCAACGUUUGCGUCUGAGUGCGGGUGAUAUUGCACAGGCUAAUUUAUUGUAUAGAUGUCCGAAAUGUGGUCGCACAUUCCAAGAGAAUACAGGAAUAUUUGCCAGUCCUUCGUACUAUACAGCUGGUGCUCUAACAAAUGAAACCGAACAUUGUGAAUGGCGUAUAACGGCCACACAUGGUGAACGAGUGGUUUUGAAAUUGGAAAAUUUGAACAUUUUCAAAUCGCUAAACUGCCAAUCAGAUUAUUUAGAAGUUCGUGAUGGCUAUUGGCACAAAUCUCCAUUGAUUGCUCGUUUUUGUGGCAAAGUUAAUAGUGAAAUUCUAACAACCGUUUCCAGCCGCAUGUUAUUGACUUAUGUAAAUACUCAUCGCACUGAGGGUCAUCGUGGUUUUAAAGCUGAAUUUGAGGUUGUUUGUGGUGGAGAACUUUCUAUAGAUGAUAACGAGGGACGUUUAGAGUCACCUAACUACCCUUUAGAUUAUCUACCCAAUAAGGAGUGUGUAUGGAAAAUAACAGUGCCCAAGGGUUAUCAGGUGGCCUUAAAAUUCCAGUCCUUUGAAGUAGAAAAUCAUGAUAGUUGUGUAUAUGACUUUGUGGAAGUAAGAGACGGACCCACACAAGAAUCACCCUUAAUAGGAGUAUUUUGUGGUUACAAGCCACCACCCAAUAUGAAAUCCACCGGUGACACCAUGUAUGUUAAAUUUGUUUCCGAUACCUCAGUACAAAAGCCCGGCUUCUCGGCCACUUUCAUGAAGGAGGUGGAUGAGUGUGAAACCCAAAAUCAUGGAUGUGAACAUGAGUGUAUUAAUACUUUGGGUGGCUAUGAAUGCAGCUGUCAUAUUGGCUACGAACUGCACAGUGAUAAGAAACAUUGUGAGGAUGCCUGUGGUGGAGUUAUAGAAUAUCCCAAUGGCACCAUUACCUCACCCUCCUUCCCUGAUACCUAUCCCGUGUUAAAGGAUUGUAUAUGGGAAAUUAUAGCUCAGCCGAAACAUAAAAUCUCUUUAAAUUUCACCCAUUUCGAUUUGGAAGGUGCCACUCACCAUCAGUCGGAAUGUGGUUAUGACAAAGUGACCAUUUAUUCGAAAAUGAGUGAGAAUCGUUUGAAGAAGAUAGGCACUUAUUGUGGCAGUUCAAUACCACCCACUGCAACUUCGGAAGGUAAUGCUUUGCGUGUGGAAUUCCAUUCGGAUAAGUCUAUACAGAGAUCUGGUUUUGCGGCUGUUUUCUUUACCGAUAUCGAUGAAUGUUCUAUUAAUAAUGGUGGUUGUCAACAUGAAUGCCGUAAUACAAUUGGCUCGUAUAUAUGUUCUUGCCACAAUGGUUAUUCGUUGCAUGAAAAUGGUCACGACUGUAAGGAGGGAGAGUGUAAACAUGAAAUUUCUGCUCCAUUUGGCACUAUUUACAGUCCCAAUUAUCCCGAUUUGUAUCCACCUAAUGCUGAUUGUGUCUGGCAUUUCUCGACUACUCCGGGUCAUCGUAUCAAGUUGAUUUUCAAUGAGUUUAAAGUGGAAUCACAUCAGGAAUGUUCCUACGACAAUGUUGCCAUCUACGACGGUGAUUCUGAGAGUAGUUCCCUCUUGGGUCGUUUCUGUGGAGAAAAAAUACCCUAUCCUAUAUCUUCAUCGACAAAUCAACUUUAUAUGGUUCUCAAGACAGACAAGAAUAAACAACACAGUGGUUUUACAGCCGUACAUUCGACAUCUUGCGGCGGCUAUUUAAGGGCCACAAGUCAAGUGCAACAAUUCUACUCACACUCACGUUUCGGCAACCAUAACUAUGAUAUUAAUAUGGAUUGUGAAUGGACAAUACAAGCGCCUCCCAGCAGCAAUGUACAACUGAUAUUCCUAACCUUCGAUUUGGAGAAUAGUGAAAAUUGUACCUACGAUUAUGUGCAAGUAUUUUCGGGCAUGGAGGAUACCAGUGGACCCAUGUAUGGACAAUAUUGUGGAAAUAUAAUACCUCAGGACAUUAUCUCUCUAACGGACUCUUUGCUGGUGCGUUUCAAAACCGAUAGCACUAUUGUCAUGAAAGGUUUCUCUGCCUCUUAUGUGGCUGUGGAUCCUUUCGAAAAUAGUGAUGAAGAUCCUACAUCUUAUAGUUCAGAAAUGGUAACACCAUUUCCAGGUUCCUUAAAAUCGAUAUACAAGGAAGAUGAAUCCCAGGAGACCGAUGAUUAUAAUGAUUUCAAUGAAAAUCAAUUAGUUAUUAAUAGUCCAUAUUAUACUCGCAAUCGAUAUCAAAAUAGAUACUAAAACUCCAAAGUAACAAAGAUUUUUUCUUUAAAUUUACACUUAGAGAAAAUUAAAAAAAAGAAAACACGUAAACCAAAUAACAAUUUGACAAUAUAAUUGACUUUUUAAAAAAAACAAAUAUUUUUCUGUUUAAAAAUUUAUAACAUAAAAAAAUUAACAUACGUACAUAUGUAUGUAUAUGUAGUUUAUAUAUCAUUAUUAAACACUUAAGCAUAUCAGAAUAAAAACUUUCAGUAAGACUAACUGGGCAAACAGAUGUUAAAACAAGGGUCUUGGUAUAAAACUACGAUCUGGGUUUAAUGUAAAAUUAUUUUGGAAAAUCUGUUGCUAAUACGAGUUUAUUUACGAAUAUGUAACUAUUAAAUACGAUUUACUUAAUGACAAAAAUAAGAAACUUUUUUAUUUUUACUUUAGUUUAACUAACUAGUCUUACUAACUCAAGCUCCGGUUAUAGUUUAUCGGUUAAAUAUUUUUUACCAUAAAAUAUAACCAGUUAUGAAGUAAAUAGGACUUAGUUCGGUUUAUUAUUUUAAGUUUUAGAUAAUAAUUUUUUUAAUAUAUUUAACUAAAUAAUUGUAAAGUAGUUAUAGACUGAGAAAAUACACACACGAACAAAAUAUAUAAUAAAUUAAAAAAAAAAA